GACGUCAUGAGUUUUCCUCAAAGUCAAAACAACCGUUGGCUUCGGUUAACGGUUGCUUUCGUAGCUUCUCGGAAAUCCGUUUGAUGUGUAGCUUUAUUAUUAUUAUUAUUUCUGCAACGGCUCGUGUUCACGUUGACAGCACACGUUUUGACUUAGCUAGUACUUUUAACGGUUUAGCUUAGCUUGCAGUUAGUCACUCAGAAAAGAGGGAGAAACAAUAACCCGAGCGGUUAAUGAAGAGCAGGUGCACCGGGAAAACCACAGCACCUGCAGCUACAGGCUGAGUCACUGCUGGUGAGGAGGAAGGUCUGGAGAGGGAACGAGAGAGGAGGAGGAGGAGGUGGUGGAGGAGGAGGGGGAGAAGAAGAAGAAGAAGGGAGGGAGGCAGGGAGAUAAGCCACAACAGGAAGCAAAGCGACACACACACCGCCUAUUUGUGUGCGUGUGUCUGAGAGGGAGACUGCGCGAUCGAGAGGGUGAACGGGAAAGGAAGGGAGGGAGAGUGACGCGGAGGCUGGGAGAGCCGGCCCCCCCUCCUCCUCUCCUCCUCUCCCUCUCUUUCUCUCCUCUCCUCCUCUCCUCCCCUCCUCCCUCUCUCUCUCUCUCUGUGGAGCAGGCGUGUAGCGGCAUCAGAUUCGGCUUGAAGGAACCAUGAGCGAUGUCACCAUCGUUAGAGAGGGAUGGCUCCAGAAACGGGGUGAAUACAUAAAGAACUGGCGGCCGCGUUACUUUCUGUUGAAGACUGACGGCUCCUUCAUCGGCUACAAAGAGAAACCUCAGGAUGCAGACCUGCCCUACCCCCUAAAUAACUUCUCUGUAGCAAAAUGUCAACUGAUGAAGACGGAGAGGCCGAAGCCAAACACCUUCAUCAUACGCUGCCUCCAGUGGACCACCGUCAUCGAGAGGACAUUCCACGUGGACUCGCCUGAUGAGAGAGAUGAGUGGACAGAGGCCAUCCAGAUGGUGGCUGACAAGCUGCAGAGACAAGAGGAGGAAAGGAUCCAGUGCAGCCCCACCUCCAACAUCGACAAUAUGGUCGAGGAAGAGAUGGACAUCUCCACCACACACCACAAACGCAAAGUAAUACAACAGACAAUGAGCGACUUUGACUACCUGAAGCUGCUUGGAAAGGGAACCUUCGGUAAAGUAAUUCUCGUCCGAGAAAAGGCCAGCGGAAAAUACUACGCCAUGAAAAUUCUUAAAAAAGAAGUCAUCAUAGCCAAGGAUGAAGUGGCUCACACACUCACAGAGAGCAGAGUACUGAAGAACACCAGACACCCCUUUCUCACUUCAUUGAAGUAUUCAUUCCAGACUAAAGACCGCCUCUGUUUCGUCAUGGAGUAUGUGAAUGGAGGAGAGCUGUUUUUCCAUUUGUCCAGAGAGCGGGUGUUCUCAGAGGAGCGCACACGCUUCUACGGUGCCGAGAUCGUCUCGGCUCUCGAUUACCUGCAUUCAGCCAAGAUUGUGUACCGGGACCUCAAGUUGGAAAAUCUGAUGCUGGAUAAAGACGGCCAUGUCAAAAUCACUGAUUUCGGCCUCUGCAAGGAGGGCAUCACAGACGCUGCUACCAUGAAGACUUUCUGUGGCACGCCCGAGUACCUUGCACCUGAGGUCCUGGAGGACAACGACUACGGUCGGGCGGUGGAUUGGUGGGGUUUGGGUGUGGUGACGUACGAGAUGAUGUGCGGCCGACUGCCCUUCUACAACCAGGACCACGAGAAGCUGUUUGAGCUCAUCCUCAUGGAGGACAUCAAGUUCCCCCGCACUCUGUCGUCAGACGCCAAGUCCCUGCUGUCGGGCCUGCUCAUCAAAGACCCCAACAAACGGCUCGGUGGAGGACCAGAUGACGCUAAAGAAAUAAUGAGACACAGUUUCUUCUCUGGGGUUGACUGGCAGCAUGUCUAUGAUAAAAAGAUGGUCCCUCCCUUCAAGCCUCAGGUGACGUCGGAGACGGACACCAGAUACUUUGACGAGGAGUUCACAGCCCAGACCAUCACAAUCACUCCACCAGAGAAAUUCGACGAGGACGGGAUGGACUGUCUGGACAACGAGAGAAGACCACACUUCCCGCAGUUCUCCUACUCUGCCAGCGGGCGGGAAUGAACUGUCCGCCACGGUGACAUCAUCCCAGCUGGUCUCUGAGGUCAACAGUGUGGGACAGAAAGACCCACAGCUUUGGACCGACCCAAAAAGACUUGAAGGAUUUUGCCCCUUUCCUCUUCCUCCUCAUCCUCUCUUUUUCACCUUUGCAGUCUGCUUCUCUAUUUAUUUAUUUUUAUUUUCUUUGUGAAUCCCUUUUUAGAGAGAACUUCCAGGCAAAAUUACUUUGUAAUCCUGCACUGCAACCCUAGGUGAUCCGAACUGUGAUGUGAUCAGUUACUGUGUAAUGUCCCUUUAAUGACAGGAGCAUCACCGGUGGCCUGCUGUGCUUUGACAUGUGUCGGUCCUGCCAAACUCUUAAACACGUCUGCUCGAGUAAGACAACAGCUGAUGCAUUUUUAUGAGACGUUUUAGUGGCUUCUUAUCUGUAAGAUGGAGAUAUAGCAUUUAAAGUCAUUCAAACCUAAACUGCCGUUACCGGUUGUAUCUCAGGCUUUUGCAAACAGACAGAUACUCUCAGACUCAGAGAGACAUUCGGGUCUGGUUUCAAAUCUGCACCUAAGAAGUUCUGGGGUUGAUUGAGGCUGCUUGGCAUUGAGGGAGCAGUUGUCAUCAGUGAGCAGAAUCCUACACAGCUCAUGUUGUCGAGCAGGAUUUGACUCAGGUUUUGCUCAGUACAAUUCAUUGUUGUUGCUGCUAUUUCAAAUACUACAGGUACUACUACUCCUACUAUACUGCUACUACUAAAACCCGGUGCUAAACUACUAGCUUAAUGCUGCAGAUCAUUACACAGGCGCCAGCAACUCAUCAACCACCUGUAUUAACGUCUAUGCUUGUACAGCUGCAGAACAGGUGUUGCUAUUACUGUUAAUGUAUUGCUAUUACACAUCAACUCUGUGGAUUAAGACGAUGAUAGGAUGUCAUGUUUGUGCGAGUGUGCGAGGUACUCUUAUGGGUUUGUGUUUAAGAACGCACUUCAAAGCACAGCAGUUCAGAAGGAUGAAGCUCCCAAACCAUGAGCUUUACUACGUUACCCACAAUGCAGUGCAAGGCGGUUAAUAUAUCCAUCACUGAGGAGAGGAAAAUGAGAGGAAAACAGUUGGUUUUGAAUGUUUUUAUUUAUUUAUUUCUCAACACGAGUCCCUCUGAGUGUAAUUCUCUUCUGUCCCAAAAGAGAAAACUAAAGCGAGACCGUACUUUGUGUCGAUGAUGAAGCUUUCCUGUGACACGUUGUCAUGGUUUUGGGAACCACACGGCUGUACCUCUCUGUCUUUUUGCAGAAAAGGGAAACUGCCGCAGGAACAGAUUCACCACAGAGUGAAAGAGAGUCCAGGACGGCAGGUUGGGCAUUGUUGAUAAGAAGAGAGAGAGAGAGUACAGGUGUGUGUUGGUGAAGGCUGAGACAGAGUUCAGAGAGAAAGAUGAAGUGGAAGUCGAGCAGAAAGAAAACAAGUGCAGCACAGAAUGUAAAGCGGUAAGGAAGGAAAAGAUUCAAUAUUGAACUGUAAGUGCUACUUUUUACUGUAAGUGUGUCGAGACAGAGUAGAGAGUGUUUGUAAGGUCGAUUAGUUCUUUUGAUUGUAGAUGAGAAAAAGCAUUUUACUUUAACGUGUCUUUAACGUGCGCUGUCACUUCUCCGGUCUGGACUUUGUUUGUUUGCGUCGUCACGUCUUCCAGUCUAACCAACCAGAUUUAAUAAUCCCCUCAAUUUCUGUCUUCAAACGCCAGUAAGCCUUAUGGUUUAUCUCAGAAUAAGUCAAAAACUUUAACAUCCAGCACUUCAGAGUAAAACACAGUCACCAUAUGUGAGGAAAUAUAUUUUUAAAAAACAAACAUCAUGUGGAAGACGUCACCUUCUGGACUUAAAGAGAGCACCAGGGGAUGUGCUCUUAUUAGGCGUAGAAAAUUGUAUUCCAAUAUUUCUUUGAAUGUUUUUAUCAUCACUGAUGGAUAACUUGAAUUUCUUUUCUAUUUAAUUUAUUUGGUGUCAUUUGUUUAGCAGUAAGGGGGUGUCGUCGUGUUUCACUCUGCAGUUUAAGUCUUCAGAGAUUUUGUUCUAAAAAUAAAUGCCUCCUUUUAUUUCUUCACAGAUAUCUCUUAUACGACAUAUUACCUGUUUUUCCACUGCUCCUAAGUCCAUAUGCUUUACACUUGCACAUCCAUUAAAUUGCUAUUAUCUGGCAAAGGCGCUUUAUGGCAGAAAGUAGAAAAGGAUGGCGCUGGCCUGCAUGCUGUAGUCCUCUGUCCGCAAUACCAGUCCUGAGUCAAAGUAGCACUCAGAACUCUUAUGAGAAAUACUUCUCUGUGAUCGAUUGAGCCUGUCUGGCACAGCUGAAGCAGCCGGAUAGUUCAAAAUGAGUACAAUUCCCACCCAGCUGGCACGCUCGACAGGCUCAAGCAAACGCUCCCCAAGUAUUUGGAAGGAUUUCAGCUUUGAUUUGACCCAGGUCUGCGAGCGACUGAGGAGUUCUAGCUGUAUGUGCACGCUUACCGCCAAAAACAUUAGAAACCAGAGUUCAUAAAAUACGGCUUUGUAGCUUUGGCCACAGCACUUUCACAUCCAUCACUUUUUAUAUGAGUCAGAGGAAUCUGAUUCAGCCCUGCUUUAAAGGAAGAUUUUUAGCUUUUUUAUGUUUUUAAGAAAAUGAGGACUUUUAAAGCACAUCUCCCCCCCCCGCCCCCCCCUCCCCUCCCUCCACAUACAGCUGAUGGCUUUGGUGUUGCUCUGAUGUCUCUUGGUGAUUGUGUCCAACAUGCCAGAGACAAACAGUGCUGCCACUGCAGAAUCCCGCCCAGUGAAGAUGUUUAGUAAAUUGGUCAGUCUUCAUAAACUUAAAAUCCUUCUCCUCUUCUGUUUGGAAAAGUUUUCCCUCCGUUGAGCCUCCAACUCUCCUUCUUUAAUUCUCUUCAUGUACAAGUUCAUUUACUGGCAGCAACAAGCCGGACGCUGGUUCUAAGGUCAGAGAUCAUUAAAAAACAAAAACAAAGUGGAGAAGGUGGAGUACUCCUCUUCAUCAAUGUGGGUUUUCCCUUAAAGACUAUGAAUCAGUUGUGGGCACAUGUCAGUCAUUUCUUUAACUGGAUGCUUUAAGCCUCCUCACAGCUUUACUGGUGUGAAUCGACGGUAUGUGAGAUAUCUGACGCUGCGAUGACGGUGUUCACUCUUAAAGCUGCUGCUGUUUGUACUGUGUGUCUGUCACACAACAGAUCUGACUCCAAUAGUAUUUGGAUAAGUGGCCCUGACACACCAAGCCGACAUAAAGGUACUAGUGGCUGUGUCGCCUUUCACACACUGACUACAGCCAACAAGCACGUACUACUGCGCCUGCGUGAGGCAGUAACUCUCCACGCCAGCAGGCGGCGGUGGUCUGUAUUCGUCAUUCAGACCUCGGACUGCGUAUAUACGAACAAGAAAUAGCGUUUCCUUCCAUUUUCAUCAUUCUGACCAGUUGGUCUUCAAUUGUUUCAUUCCAGAUGGCCAUGAUGUUGUAAAAAAUCUUGUAUUCAGAUAAGAUGAAGAUGAAAAAUAAACGCCUGUGUGUGCCCUCUUGACUUCAGUCGUUUGUUUGCUUACCUCACUUCCUCUUCUCGUUCACUGAUUCGCUAAAGCUGAACAGCCAAUCAGUGAUUUAUUUUGCAGCCAGCGCAGGAUACACCUCACCGACAGCCAGACAUUAACCGACAGCCGACAUCGGCUUGGUGUGUCACGGCCUGAACAUGUAAAAUCCUCUGAAAGAGCUCAGCUGCUCUGCAUUGAUCUCACGCGUUGUUAAUGAACCGACAGCGUCAGCCAGAAAUCACCAACUGCACUCAGCCCGGCGUUUAAUGCAGACACUAAAUAACUGGCUCCCGUGUUUGGAAGGAUUUCUGAAAGUAUGACCUCAGGUCUGCAACAGAACUCCUGCCCUCUCUUCUUCCUCUGGUCCUCGUCUACAAUCAUCAUGAUUAUUAACAUGAACAAAGCAUGAGAUGCUUUUCUUUAUAAACGGCAAACAUGUACAAAUAUUACAAAGUGUAACCGAGUUUUAAGUUCAUGUCCAUCUACUGUAGCUUUACAGCCGAGUGAGACAGUGGGCCGUGUGUCCCUGAAGCUCUGAAAUACAGGAGCGUGCUCCCCGACGUGUCGGGGGAGCAGAGGUGAAACAGGAAACUCAGCAGAUCGAUCAAACAGCCUUUUUGUGUCCCUCAUGCUGUCAGGAUGCAGUGCUGCUGGGCGGUGAAGCCACCAGGAUGUGAAAACAACCAAUAACCAUCAACAUGACGCUGUUUUUUACACUGUACAUCCGUAGUAUUUUUACACAAUGUAUAUGAUAGGGAUGCACAUUAUUUUCCUUCUUACAGACGGCUUCAAUAAAGCACUAUGUCAAUCUGC
Molecule: messenger RNA, 6472 nt
Organism: Cottoperca gobio
Lineage: Eukaryota; Metazoa; Chordata; Actinopteri; Perciformes; Bovichtidae
Gene: akt3a
Product: v-akt murine thymoma viral oncogene homolog 3a
Exons: 15
Coding region: 652-2103 (483 amino acids)
Biological process (GO): protein phosphorylation
Molecular function (GO): ATP binding; protein serine/threonine kinase activity
Source: RefSeq, a predicted model, not a curated record